AUGCACAGUGUCCAGCGCCAUUUUGGCAAGUACAUGAAACGGUCGGCCGAUGAACAACAAGUGUCGGUAUUGCUCAAGGACUUUGAAGAGGCGGACAAGUUGUUGACAAAAAUUAUCGAGGCUUCCAAAGCAUGGCGAGAGUCGUGGACCUCCAUCCUCACCCACCAACACCGCGUGUUUGACGAGUUCAGCAUCCUGUACGCUCCGAUUGUCGGGGCCAGCGAAGAUUACCACGGCCAUGUCCCCGCCCAGACCCCCGAUCACGUUGUCCGCAGGACCGCAAGGAUCAAGGGCGAGUGCGAGGAUUUAAAGAGAGAUCUUACCGAGGAUUUGGCCCAGGUUGAAGAGAGGCUCAUCAAGCCGGCUCAAAGUGCAAAGGACAGCCUGCACAACAUGAAGAAGACGAUCAAAAAGCGCGAGGACCGAAAACUCGAUUUCGAAAGGUAUCAGAGCCGGGUUGACUCUCAAUUGAAGAAGACAAAACGGUCGGAACGAGACAAUGUGGCCCUGAGCAAGUCCCAGUCCGAGCUGGAAGCGGCCAUCGAAGCAUACCACGCCGCCGAUGACAACUUGAGAAGCUGUCUUCCACGGCUUCUGACAUCGGUUUUCUCGCUGCUUCCUCACUUUUUGGCGGCCCAGAUCCAGAUUCAGAACAACUUGCUCGGACACUAUUACACGGUGCUGCACACGUACUGCACAGAGGAAGGAUUCCCAUCUCCGGCUCCGCCCAUGGAUGAAGUGAUCCGACUGUGGAACGAUGCAUUCAAACCAGUGCAACGCGAGGCUGAGUCAUUGGCCAUCUUGGCCAAUGGAAAAGCAGCCAGGUCGUCCAUGGAGAAUGGCAACCCUCCGGUCAAUGGCUUUCGCCGCCCAAGUGGUUCGGCCCUCACUGCACAUCGCCAACAGUCGGUCUCCCCAGCGAGGGCUCUUCCACCGUCGCCAUCUUUCGAGCCGAAGUCCAAGUUGUCAUCCUCGCCGGCUGCGUCGUCUAUGCUCAGUGCAACCACUCCACAGGAAUUCAUCGCCAGCCCGUCACCCUCGCAAUCCGCAUACCAGACUCCGAUGGCAUACUCUCCAGCAGGGCCGAACACAGACUAUUUCUCUCGUGAUCGACAGCACUCUGGAGUAUCGGCCGUCUCUGCAGCGACGGCGGCGGCGAUUGCGCAAAAGAAACGACCUCCCCCACCUCCCCCAAGACUACCCUCGCAACAAACCACCUUUGUAACAGCACUGUACGAUUUUGACGGCCAAAGUGAGGGCGAUCUGGCUUUUCGAGAAGGCGAUCGGAUUCGGGUUAUCAAGAAGACUGAGAGCACUGAUGACUGGUGGCAAGGCGAGCUCAGGGGAAUGAAGGGACCAUUUCCGGCAAAUUACUGCCAAUGA
Messenger RNA from Fonsecaea nubica, 1383 nucleotides. RefSeq lists its product as hypothetical. Lineage: Eukaryota; Fungi; Ascomycota; Eurotiomycetes; Chaetothyriales; Herpotrichiellaceae. Gene Ontology annotation, molecular function: protein binding; lipid binding. The transcript has 2 exons. The record is from RefSeq and is a predicted model, not a curated record. The coding region runs from base 1 to 1383 and encodes 460 amino acids. Gene Ontology annotation, biological process: actin cortical patch localization; endocytosis; plasma membrane tubulation. Gene Ontology annotation, cellular component: mating projection tip; medial cortex; Rvs161p-Rvs167p complex.